Messenger RNA from Annulohypoxylon truncatum, 1524 nucleotides. RefSeq names its product general substrate transporter. Lineage: Eukaryota; Fungi; Ascomycota; Sordariomycetes; Xylariales; Hypoxylaceae. The transcript has 7 exons. The coding region runs from base 1 to 1524 and encodes 507 amino acids. Gene Ontology annotation, molecular function: carbohydrate:proton symporter activity. The record is from RefSeq and is a predicted model, not a curated record. Gene Ontology annotation, biological process: carbohydrate transport; transmembrane transport. Gene Ontology annotation, cellular component: membrane.
AUGAAGCCUCAUACUUACCAGUUCCUCGUUGGCGUCUUCGCCUCGAUGGGCUCGGUGCUUUUCGGCUACGAUCUGGGCGUCAUCGCCGGCGUGGUCGGGAGCACAUCGUACGCCGAGCUAUUCAACGCGAAUGCGGCUCAGAACGGAGCCGUAGUAUCCCUCUUCACAGGCGGCGCCUUCUUCGGCGCCAUGUUCGCCGGUCCGGCCGGCGAUUACCUCGGCCGACGACUAACCAUCAUGCUCGGCGCCAUCGUCUUUCUUCUCGGCGGCGGCAUUCAGACCGGUGCCCAGCACCUGAAUUACCUGUACGCUGGCCGCUCAAUCGCCGGCUUGGGCGUCGGGUUCUUGACUAUGAUUAUCCGCGAAGAAGCUAACUACGACUAUACCGUCUACCAAUCCGAGAUCGCGCACCCGUCCAUCCGGGGCCGGGUGACGGGCCUGCAGCAGUUCAUGCUGGGCAUCGGCGCCUUCCUCGCGGGCUGGAUAACCUGGGGCUGCUUCCGGAACUUCAGCGACAGCGCGCAGUGGCGCCUGCCGCUGGGGAUCCAGAACCUGCCCGCGGUCGUGCUCGCCGCGCUGAUCCUGCUGUUCCCGGAGUCGCCGCGCUGGCUCGUCGACCACGACCGCGCCGAGGAGGGGCUGCGCACGCUGGCCAAGCUGCACUCCAACGGCGACGUCGACGACCCCUGGGUCCGCGCCGAGUACGCGUCCAUCCAGGAGACCGUCUCCUUCGAGCACGCCCACGAGGCCAAGUCGUACCUCGAGCUCUUCACCAACCCGUCCGCCUUCCGCCGCCUCUUCCUCGCCUGCUCCAUCCAGGCCGCCACCCAGAUGACCGGCGUCUCCGCCAUCCAGUACUUCUCCGUCACCAUCUUCGCGCAGAUCGGCAUCUCCGCCGACGACGCGCUCAAGUACCAGGCCAUCAACAGCAUCCUGGCUCUCAUCGCCCAGGCCUUCUGCAUGGCGCUGAUCGACAAGUUCGGCCGGCGGCCCACGAUUAUCGUGGGAAAUUUGGUGAACUGCGUUAUGUUCAUAAUCGCGACCGUUUUGCUGGCUAAGUUUCCUCCCGUGACGAAUUCCGGGAGCACGGCUGGGUGGGGGUUCAUCAUCGUAACUUGGCUUUACAAUAUUUCCUUCUCAUUCGCGUGUGGUCCGCUUUCAUGGAUCAUCCCCGCCGAAAUCUUCGACACUCACACUCGAUCCAAGGGUGUAUCUAUGUCAACUAUGAUAUCCUUCGCCUUCAACACGCUUAUCGGACAGGUAACCAGCAUCGCUGUAGAGGCUGUCGGAUGGCGCUAUUUUGUUGUAUUCGCCGUAUGCAAUGCCACCAACGCCUUGUUCUUCUACCUCGUCCUACCAGAAACCAAGCGCGUGCCGCUCGAGCAAAUGAGCACCGUCAUAUUUUCCAAAGAUGCCCCAUGGAUUGUUGUGGGAAAGAAUUCCGCACAUUACCGUGCUGCCGCCGCAGCAGCCUCCGUUGGAAAGGGCGAUUUGGAGGCGAAGAAAGAAGAGAUCGAGAUCUAA